AGCGACCGUCGGCUCGCGUCCACCGCUGCCGAAAACGCCGCACGUACACACGUACCGGUCACCUUACGAACAACCGCAUUGUUCAGUCUUAGAACAGCCGUCGUAACUCACACUUUUACGCGUAUACAGUUCCGUUGUUUCAUCGCGUUCGGUUAAAUUUUCAUUUUCCGCGUUGUUCGUUGCCGUUAAACAGAUAAAUCCGAACGAAUUUUCACCAUGAACUUGCGGGAAAUUAUUUUCUAUUCAAUCGCUCCAGCUUGUUGCUGGCUGGUGCUGUUAAAUGCCACUACGCACUACGUGGCAACACGAUUACAUAGAGUGACUGAAGUUUGGAGUCACUAUUUUAAUUUCGCCCAAGCUUACACUAAAUUUGCUGAACAAAAUAACAAUAAUUUGUCCAUACCGCCGGCAAUCCGAGUUCGUACUCCGGCCGAAUAUGACUUCGAAACACAACAAAUUGUUCAGUACAUGAUUUACAAAUUGGUAUUUGUGACGUGCGUGGUUAUUGUACUUCAAGUGAGUUUACUUUUGUUUUGCCUGUACAACGAGGAGCACAUCAACUACACCAGCCAGCUAAUUGAGGUGCAGUAUAUCCACGAGGGCGAUGACGACGAACAACUACGUUACUUUAUCAGUGUUCCACAAGAUCCACACGAACCUAACAACGAAGCCAUUCAUUUCUUCGAUAACGUCUUCGGCGAGUUCCACGUCGACGAGAUCAACAUCGAUGAAAUCAACGUCAGCGAAGAAGAAGAAGUAGAAGAAGGAGAAGAAGGAGAAGAAGGAGAAGGAGAAGGAGGAGGAGGAGGAGGAGAAGAAGGAGAGGAAGAAGAAGAAGAAAUCUUCCUCUAAAAGCAUACUGUUGUCAUAGAUAAUCGACUUCGAUCAUAAUAUUAUCUAUGACAACAAAAACUCGGAUAUCCAUCAUAUCAUUUUCGUUUUCAUCACUGGCGUAACAAUUGUAAUUUUAAUUUCGUUUUGUACUCCACGAUCAAAAUUUCAAAUUCCCGAACUUUUCUUAAACGGCAAAUAUGAAGCGGGAUGCAAAAAUAGUGUCCCCGACGCACAAUUAUUACGCCAAUGAUGAAAACGACGACGGCGGUCAAAAUGUAAUUACAGUGAUGGAUUUUUUAUACGCGGACAAGGAUGACACAAUACACGA
Molecule: messenger RNA, 1162 nt
Organism: Cinara cedri
Lineage: Eukaryota; Metazoa; Arthropoda; Insecta; Hemiptera; Aphididae
Source: the annotation of a GenBank genome assembly